Messenger RNA from Eucalyptus grandis, 1027 nucleotides. RefSeq lists its product as uncharacterized. The coding region runs from base 286 to 897 and encodes 203 amino acids. The record is from RefSeq and is a predicted model, not a curated record. The transcript is spliced from 3 exons. Gene Ontology annotation, cellular component: mitochondrial matrix. Lineage: Eukaryota; Viridiplantae; Streptophyta; Magnoliopsida; Myrtales; Myrtaceae.
CAAGCGACGGGCGGAGGCCAGUGAGACAAAUCCAACACCGCAGCGCCCGCCCAAAGUCGCCCGACCUCCGGUGAGUUGCAUUUGAGGACGGACGGACGGACAAGCAUCGAGCCUCGAAGUGGGCCACGCUCGACUAGGGCGCUCGCUCGACCGCGUCGAUCAGGGCUCGAAUCGAGCACGGGCGUUGGCGCGGCCCUCGGCUGGAGUCCUGCGAGCCUCGGCGAGAGACGAUAGACGACGACGAAGAAGAAGAAGGAGAAGGAGAAGAAGGGGAAGAAGGGGAAGAUGCAGAGGCUGAACUCGGUCCUCCGCCAGGGCCAAAAGGCCAUCGUGGAUCUCGGGCUGCUCACGGUCUUGCGGUCGGAGAUCGCCCACGAGCUCUCCUCCAAUCGCUUUCAGAAUGACCAAAUUGGUGAUCCUGGGGAUUUUGUGGUUGACUGGGAUGCACCAGAAUCUGAAGAUGUGCUUUUGAGGAGAAAAUGUGAGUCUGGCGAGGAAGUUGCUGUUUCGGCAUUGUUGGGUCCACAAAUCUACGGUGGAGAGGGCAUAUUUCCAAGGGAAGUUCUGAUGAAGGUCUGUGUCAAAAAGCCAUGUUUCAACUCCAUCUUACAGUUUGAUUGCGGCGUAUGCAGUGGUACUGACAGUGGGUCCGAAUUACACUUACGUGGUGCCCACUAUCUCCCAUCACCUGCGUUAUUGCAUCAUUCGGUCUACAGAGGCCCUUUGUUCAGCACAUUGGACGAUAAUUUGCAGGAUAAACUCAAGGAGUACCUUGUUGCAAAGGGAAUUGGAAGAGGCCUUACCGACUUCCUUCUCUUAUACUUGCAUAGGAAGGAGCAAAACCAGUAUGUAAGCUGGUUGCAAAAACUUGAGAGCAUGUUGGCUACCGAAGUAUGACUUUAGGCAAUUGCUAGAACAUUUAUUCUGUCUUACAACUCUUUCACUAUUUUUUCUCCGCACACCCAGAAGUAUCUAGAAGAAAUAAACUUUCUAAAUCAAAUGGCGUAUGCUGGCCUUUUUCUUUUCC